Molecule: messenger RNA, 918 nt
Organism: Cryphonectria parasitica EP155
Lineage: Eukaryota; Fungi; Ascomycota; Sordariomycetes; Diaporthales; Cryphonectriaceae
Product: PLC-like phosphodiesterase
Exons: 6
Coding region: 1-918 (305 amino acids)
Biological process (GO): lipid metabolic process
Molecular function (GO): phosphoric diester hydrolase activity
Source: RefSeq, a predicted model, not a curated record
AUGAAGCGGCCACUUCUCGCCGUCCUCGCCACACUGGCCCGCGCCAUCGCCACGGCAGCAGCCGCAGCAGCCGCCUGUAACGGCCACGCCGAGCUCUGCGACCGCAGAUACAGUAACGUCACCUUCCUCGGCUCCCACGACUCCGCAUUCGUCGGCACAUCCGUGGCAGACAACCAGGAGACAUCCGUCGCAGACCAACUGGCCCAGGGUGUUCGGUUCUUGCAGGCACAGACGCACCUCGCCAGCGACAAUCACACCAUCGAACUGUGCCAUACGCUGUGCCUGCUGGAAGACGCCGGGCCCCUGGCGGCCUAUCUGAGCACGAUCAAGACGUUUCUAGAUGCGAACACUCAGGAGGUGGUCACGCUGCUGCUUACCAACCAGGACGGGCAGUCUGGGACGGCCUUUGAUGCUGUCUUCCAGAGCAGUGGGAUCAAGGGGUAUGCGUUCACACCAGCUGGGAACUUGACGUUGGACCAGUGGCCGACACUGGGGCAGAUGAUUUCGAUGGGCCAACGACUGGUCGUAUUUAUGGAUUUUCCGGCUGGAGCUCCUGUUCCAUACAUCCUCAAUGAAUUUCAGUCUUAUAUAUUCGAAACUCCAUUCGACACCACCGACCCUACUUUUCCCCAAUGUGCCAUCGACCGCCCUCCCGGCGCCUCUGCAGCUGGCCGGAUGAUUCUGGUGAACCAUUUUCUGGACACCAACCUGUCAGGAAUUCUCAUUCCGAAUCAGGCCGCUGCCAACGUAACCAACUCGGCAGCAUCUAUCACAGCUCAGGCCAAUCUCUGCUCUGGAUUAUACCAGCAGACCCCUAACUUCAUUCUGCUCGACUGGAUUAGUAUUGGAGAUGCGAUGUCUGUCCAAGCUAUGAUGAAUGGUUGGCUCGGUGACUGCCUCGAUGGCUGUCAGUACUGA